UGUCAUGGCGCUCUGUGGACUGUCCUUGCUUUGCUUCCUCGUCCCUCCAGUGAGAGCAGGAACAGCGGCAGGAAACGGUGAGAUGGCAAGAAGGAAGUUGAAAGAUUUCACGACAUUGGAGCUUAUGCUCAGUGUUCUUCUGCUUAUGGUAUUUAUCAUCACUAUUCCUCUGUUUGUGCUUUCAGCUAAAGAGUCUUCGGAAUCAAAAGAUCCUGGGACAACAGUUACACCAGAUCCAAGUACCACCCCUGAAUCUGCUGUGUGCCCAGUGGUAAAUGAAGUGGAACGGAUAAAUUGCAUCCCUGACCAGCCACCAACAAAGGCCACAUGUGAUCAGCGUGGGUGCUGCUGGAGACCUCAGGGGACCAUAAGUGUGCCCUGGUGCUACUAUUCUAGAAAUCAUGGUUAUCAAAUGGAGGGUAACCUUGUCACAACAAAUGCAGGAUUCACAGCCCAGUUGAAAAGGUUGCCUUCUCCAUCCCUGUUUGGAAAUGAUGUCAACAAUGUCCUUCUCACAGCAGAAUACCAGACGUCCAAUCGUUUCCACUUUAAGCUAACUGACCAGAGCAAGGACAGGUAUGAAGUACCUCAUGAACAUGUGCAACCUUUCAAAGGAAAUGCUGCUUCUCCCUUGACCUAUGAAGUUAUGGUCUCCCAACAGCCAUUUAGCAUCAAAGUGAUCAGAAGAAGUAAUAAUCGUGUUUUGUUGGACUCAGGCAUUGGACCCCUCCUAUUUGCCGAUCAGUUCCUGCAGCUCUCCAUGCGACUGCCCAGUGCUAACGUGUAUGGUCUGGGAGAACAGGUGCACCAGCAGUACCGGCAUGAUAUGAAUUGGAAGACCUGGGCCAUGUUUGCCAGGGACACAACCCCCAAUGGGGAGGGAUCUAAUUUAUAUGGUACACAGACAUUCUUCCUGUGUCUUGAAGAUGCUAGUGGAUUGUCUUUUGGAGUGUUUCUGAUGAACAGCAAUGCCAUGGAGGUUGCCCUCCAGCCUGCCCCAGCUGUCACUUACCGCACCAUCGGGGGCAUUCUCGACUUCUAUGUGUUUUUGGGAAACACUCCAGAGCAAGUCGUUCAAGAGUAUCUAGAGCUCAUUGGACGGCCAGUCCUUCCCUCAUACUGGGCACUUGGAUUCCAUCUCAGUCGUUACGAUUAUGGAACACUGGAGAGCUUGAGGGAAGUCAUGGAGAGAAACCGUGCGGCAGGGCUCCCUUAUGAUGUCCAGCAUGCCGAUAUUGAUUACAUGGAUGAGAGGAAGGACUUCACUUACGACCCAGUCAAUUUUAAAGGCUUCCCUGAGUUUGUUAAAGAGUUACACAGGAACAGUCAGAAGCUGGUCAUCAUUGUGGAUCCAGCCAUCUCCAGCAGCUCUUCCCCCAGCAAUCCCUAUGGCCCAUAUGAUAGGGGUUCCAGCAUGAAGAUAUGGGUGAAUGCUUCAGAUGGGGUGACCCCACUCAUUGGGGAGGUCUGGCCUGGAAAAACUGUGUUUCCUGAUUAUACCAACCCCAACUGUGCUGUUUGGUGGACAAAAGAAUUUGAGCUUUUCCACAACCAAGUAGAGUUUGAUGGAAUCUGGAUUGAUAUGAAUGAAAUCUCCAACUUCGUUGAUGGUUCCGUUUCAGGAUGUUCCACGAACAAUCUAAAUUACCCUCCAUUCACUCCUAGAAUCCUGGAUGGGUACCUGUUCUGCAAGACUCUCUGCAUGGAUGCAGAGCAGCACUGGGGCAAGCAGUAUGAUGUCCACAAUCUGUACGGCUACUCCAUGGCGAUUGCCACGGCAGAAGCUGUCAAGACUGUGUUCCCUAAUAAGAGAAGCUUUAUUAUAACCCGUUCUACCUUCGCGGGAUCUGGCAAGUUUGCAGCCCACUGGUUGGGAGACAACGCGGCCACCUGGAAUGAUCUUCGGUGGUCCAUCCCUGGGAUGCUGGAAUUCAAUCUUUUUGGUAUCCCAAUGGUGGGUGCUGACAUAUGUGGCUUUGCACUGGAUGCCCCUGAGGAGCUCUGCAGGCGAUGGAUGCAGCUGGGGGCAUUCUAUCCAUUUUCCAGGAAUCACAAUGGCCAAGGCUAUAAGGCCCAGGAUCCUGCCUCUUUUGGAGCUGACUCUCUGCUGUUGAACUCCUCCAGGCACUACCUUACCAUCCGCUACACCCUGUUACCCUACCUCUAUACCCUCUUCUACCGCGCCCACAGCCGGGGGGACACGGUGGCCAGGCCCCUUCUGCACGAGUUCUAUGGGGACAGCAGUACAUGGGAUGUGCACCAGCAGUUUUUAUGGGGCCCUGGGCUCCUCAUCACUCCGGUUCUGGAUGAGGGUGCAGAGAAAGUGACGGCAUAUAUGCCUGAUGCUGUCUGGUACGAUUACGAGACUGGGGCCCGAGUGAGAUGGAGGAAGCAAAGCGUGGAGAUGGAACUUCCUGGAGACAAAAUCGGACUUCACCUUCGAGGAGGCCACAUCUUCCCCACACAACAGCCAGCCACCACCACAGUGGCCAGCCGCCGGAACCCUCUGGGUCUUAUCAUUGCCCUAGAUGAUAACAAAGAAGCAAAAGGCGAACUUUUCUGGGAUGAUGGGGAAACUAAAGAUACUGUGGCCAAUCAAGUUUAUCUCUUUUGUGAGUUUUCUGCCACCCAAAACCACUUGGAUGUGAAGAUUUUGCAGUCGACAUACAAAGACCCCAAUAAUUUAGUAUUUAAAGAGAUUAAAAUUCUUGGUACCCAGGAACCUACCAAUGUUACCGUGAAACACAAUGGUGUCCCAAGUCAGAUUUCUCCUAUUGUCACUUAUGAUUCUAACCUACAGGUUGCUCUGAUCAGGGGAAUCGAUCUUAUCCUGGGAGAAGCAUACACAGUGGAGUGGGCCCUGAAGAUAAAGGAUGCAGAAAAAAUAGACUGUUUCCCUGAUGAGAGCGGUGCUUCUGCAGAAAACUGUACUGCCCGUGGCUGUGCCUGGGAGGAACCCACUUCUCCAGGAGCCCCGUUUUGUUAUUUCAUCAAUGAUCUAUACUCUGUUGGUGACAUUCAGUACCACUCACAUGGAGCCACCGCGACCCUGUCUUUAAAGUCUUCUCUCUAUGCCUCCGCUCUGCCCUCAGUACCUGUGACCGACCUCCGUCUGCAUAUGACCUAUCAUAAGAAUGACAUGCUGCAGUUUAAGAUUUAUGAUCCCAACAAUAAUCGGUAUGAGGUCCCGGUUCCUCUCAACAUACCCACAGUUCCUUCCAGCACCUCCGAGAGUCGACUCUACAAUGUCCUUAUUAAGAAGAAUCCAUUUGGGAUUGAAAUUCGCCGGAAGAAUACAGGCACUGUAAUUUGGGACUCUCAGCUCCUUGGUUUUACCUUCAAUGACAUGUUCAUCCGCAUCUCUACUCGCCUUCCCUCCCAGUACAUCUAUGGCUUUGGGGAAACUGAGCACACAGCCUUUCGGAGAGACUUGAACUGGCACACAUGGGGGAUGUUCUCCAGAGACCAGCCCCCAGGGUAUAAGAAGAAUUCCUAUGGUGUCCACCCCUACUACAUGGCACUGGAGGAGGAUGGAAGUGCCCAUGGGGUGCUCCUGCUAAACAGCAAUGCCAUGGAUGUGACCUUCCAGCCCCUUCCUGCCUUGACAUACCGCACCAUAGGAGGAAUUCUGGACUUUUAUGUGUUUUUGGGGCCAACUCCAGAGCUUGUCACUCAGCAGUAUACUGAGCUGAUUGGUCGGCCAGUGAUGGUUCCUUAUUGGUCCUUGGGGUUUCAGCUGUGUCGCUAUGGAUACCAGAAUGACUCUGAGAUUGCCAGCUUGUAUGAUGAGAUGGUGGCUGCCCAGAUCCCUUAUGACGUGCAGUACUCGGAUAUCGACUACAUGGAGCGGCAGCUGGACUUCACCCUCAGCCCCAAGUUCCUGGGGUUUCCAGCCCUGAUUAAUCGCAUGAAGGAUGACGGGAUGCGGGUCAUCCUCAUUCUGGACCCCGCUAUUUCUGGUAAUGAGACACAGAACUAUCCUGCAUUCACUCGGGGUGUGGAAGAUGAUGUCUUCAUCAAAGCUCCAGAUGGUGGAGGCAUUGUCUGGGGAAAGGUGUGGCCUGAUUUCCCUGAUGUCGUUAUAAAUGGGUCUCUAGACUGGGAGACGCAAGUGGAGCUAUACCGAGCUUAUGUGGCCUUUCCUGACUUUUUCCGUAACUCAACUACCACGUGGUGGAAGAGGGAGUUGCAAGAACUCUACACCAACCCGCGGAAUCCAGAGAGGAGCUUGAAGUUUGACGGCAUGUGGAUUGAUAUGAAUGAGCCAGCGAGUUUUGUGAAUGGAGCAGUUCCCCCGGGCUGCAAGGAUGCCACUCUGAACCACCCUCCCUAUAUGCCAUAUUUGGAGUCCAGGGACAGGGGCCUCAGCAGCAAGACCCUGUGCAUGGAGAGUGAGCAGAUCCUGCCUGAUGGCUCUCGGGUGCGGCACUACGACGUUCACAGCCUGUACGGAUGGGCCCAAACCAGACCCACCUAUGAAGCUGUGCAGGAGGUGACAGGACAGAGAGGGAUUGUCAUCACCCGCUCCACGUUUCCUACUUCUGGCCGCUGGGGAGGUCACUGGCUGGGCGACAACACAGCUGCCUGGGACCAGCUGAAGAAGUCUAUUAUUGGCAUGAUGGAGUUCAGCCUCUUUGGCAUAUCUUAUACAGGAGCAGAUAUUUGUGGGUUCUUUCAAGAUGCUGAAUAUGAGAUGUGUGCUCGCUGGAUGCAGCUGGGAGCCUUUUAUCCUUUUUCGAGGAACCACAAUACCAUUGGGACCAGGAGGCAAGAUCCUGUGUCCUGGGAUGCUGCCUUCAUGAAUAUUUCCAGAAGUGUGCUGCUGACCAGAUACACCCUGUUGCCGUAUCUCUACACCCUGAUGCAUAUGGCCCACACGGAGGGCAGCACUGUUGUGCGGCCUCUUCUCCACGAGUUUGUGUCAGACCGGGUGACCUGGGAUGUAGACAGUCAGUUUCUGCUGGGCCCAGCCUUCCUGGUCAGCCCGGUCCUGGAGCCGAAUGCCAGAAAUGUCACUGCGUAUUUCCCCAGAGCCCGCUGGUAUGAUUACUACACGGGUAGGGACAUUGGAGCAAGGGGAGAGUGGAAGUUCUUGGAGGCCCCUCUUGACCACAUUAAUCUUCACGUCCGUGGGGGCUACAUCCUGCCCUGGCAAGAGCCUGCACAGAACACGCACUUAAGCCGUCAGAAAUUCAUAGGCUUCAAGGUUGCCUUGGAUGAUGAGGGGACUGCUAAAGGCUGGCUCUUCUGGGAUGAUGGGGAAAGCAUUGAUACCUAUGGAAAAGGACUCUAUUACCUGGCCAACUUUUCUGUCAAUCAGAAUAUGAUGCAGAGUCAUAUAAUUUUCAACAAAUACAUCACUGAUUCAAACCCUUUGAAACUGGGCUACGUUGAGAUCUGGGGAGUGGGCCGUGUUCCCAUUUCCAGUGUCAGCAUCUCUAUGAGCAGCAUGGUGAUAACGCCCGCCUUCAGUUAUGACCCCAUGACACAGGUGUUAAGCAUUGAUGUGACCACCAGAGACAUCAGCCUCCAUAAUUUCAUUUCACUGACGUGGAGCACUCUUUGAAUUUUUAGAACAAGAUCUUAAUUACGAACAGCUUUGGAACUACUUAUAUUUCAUGCUCAUAAAAUUAUUGUGUGUUCUUAAUUGGUUCAUGCUUAGUAUGGGUAAAGUAUUUUAUUAAUUUUGUUAUAUAUUUUGUCUAUGUCUUAGCCCUGUGGUAUAGGCCAUAGGGAAGUGUGGGAAGUCUAUGGGUUGUCUUCCUAUUGAUAAACAUGGUACUAAUGGCUCAUCAUACAAUAUCUACUGAAGAUGAAUUGGGUCCAUGAUGAAGGGGCGUAUGUGUGUGAUCAGGGAUGGGCUCCACUCUUGCUAAAUACACAAGAUAAAGCUUGCCAGCACAGUUCCAGGUCCUGGGGUUGACUAAUGCCUCAAGAAAGUAUGCAGAAAGAACAUCUGCUUGUAGUUUAUAGGGGGAGGGGAGCAAUUGGCUGAUAGCACGAUAUGAGAGGAAAGAAAGGAAAUACAGGAAAGGUUAGCAGGAAGGAUGAGAGGAAACAGAAGAUAGUGAUAAAAAAUGAUCAUGACAGGUAAUAUGAAAACACAAAAAUCUAAGUAAUGGUAGCCUCAUGGGAAGGGCCAACUCACAUGAAAGCCAGAAGACAGAUGGGGGAACACAGAGUAUGGAAGUAUGGGUGAGGAUGAGAUUGAAGCAGGCAAAACUGAAGAAAGGAGUUUGAAUGUAAAAGAUGUAACUUAUUUUUGCAGUGAUAUGCUUUGAAAUGUGUAAAUCUUAUUUCUUCGCUCUGUGCCUAACAUGUAUAACCACAGUUGACACAAAUGCAUGCAACUUAAAUGCCAGAGAAAAAUAAAACAAGCAAAUUUACAAGA
Molecule: messenger RNA, 6391 nt
Organism: Neogale vison (American mink)
Lineage: Eukaryota; Metazoa; Chordata; Mammalia; Carnivora; Mustelidae
Gene: MGAM
Product: maltase-glucoamylase
Exons: 48
Coding region: 5-5566 (1853 amino acids)
Biological process (GO): carbohydrate metabolic process
Molecular function (GO): alpha-1,4-glucosidase activity; carbohydrate binding
Source: RefSeq, a predicted model, not a curated record